Molecule: messenger RNA, 13769 nt
Organism: Xyrichtys novacula (pearly razorfish)
Lineage: Eukaryota; Metazoa; Chordata; Actinopteri; Labriformes; Labridae
Source: the annotation of a GenBank genome assembly
CUCUACGCCAGUGCGAGGCUGCCUACACCACCGGCAUUCCCAGUAUGCACCGCGGACAGCAGCGGAAAAUAGUCCGUUGACGAAAGGCUGAGAAAAGGGAACCAGAGAGGAGUAGCUAACAGGCUAAAACCAACGUGUUCAUCUGUAUUUAACGGAACCAGAACGGCUAACAUGGCUGACAACGAGAAACUGGACAACCAGCGGCUGAAGAAUUUCAAGAAUAAGGGCCGAGAUUUGGAGGUAAAAGUUACGCAGAUACGGGUUGUGGAGGAGCUUCUUUUCCUCUCUACGCCGCCGCUGCUGCUCCGCUCUCGGCCAGCUUCGCCUCUCGGCUCCUUGUGACGUCGUUUCUAAUUUCCACCAUCGGGAACUUCGCUUCGUUCGUCUCGACCGGGGCCUUCACGUACCAUUACUUUGGACCGUUGGCCUCGGUCGGGCUCGGUUUCGCUUGUUUGGUUGCGCCAUGAGACCGCGCUGGUUAUGAAACAUCAUAUGAGAAAAGCUAGUCAGAGUUCACCGCCUCACUGCGAGCUAGCCAGGCCCGUGGAGGACAUGCUAGUUUAACUUAAGCAUACCACCUCUGAAUACGGCUCUUAAAUGAUUCAUACGCGUUGAAUACACAUCCAAAAAGGAAGACACUUGAUAUUCAAGUUGUCAUAUUUCGUUAUUUCUCCUACUGGUUGGCGUUUACAGUUGGAAAUAACCGCUAUUUUGAAAUUUAGCUGUGUGCUAACAUGCCUGCUAGCUCCCGUUAGGCUUGGUGUUACUGGUGGCUGCAGUUCCACCCAUCCCCCGUCUUUAUUACCAAAAACAAUGGCGGAAACCAGUUAGCCUCUCAGAUGGACUCUUAUCUUAAUUUUAUUAAUCAUAUCACGGUGUCAGGAGUUUAUUCCGAGGUUUAUAUAGCAUCCACAUGCUCAGAAAACAAGGUGAAAAGGAGCAGCAGGCUAGUUAACACGAUCACAUGACGUUGUAGAUCAAAGCUACAUGUUAGCCGGAUCCAUAAGUUAGCGUCUGAUUUAUAGUUAGCUCAGCUCCCCCCCAGGUUCAUUACCGUGAAAAGAGGGAUGGGGUUGUUUUCAAGCUUGCUUUCUCAACAUAUGUUUGAGCAAGAUGGACUCAUACAUCCUGUUUGACGAGUAUUUUCUGACGGGAGCUUGUUAGGCCACCAGAUAUCAGCUGUCUGAGCUGGAAACAUGUUAAUAACUGCAGGUAUCAUCCCAAGACAUCAGCACAUAUAUCACAGAUGUAGAGGUCUCUCAGCGAUUUGUUAUUUAAAUUAGGUACAUCCAGAUUAGACAGUCAAAAAUGAUCAUUAUUAACACGAAACAUACUGUUGUGAUUCAAUCUUUAUUGUAGUUUUUGUGGGUUGGAUUAGUGGUGCUAUUAAACUACAUAAUGCUAUGUCAUUAAGUGUUACAAAUAUGUGACACCCUCUUAGAUGAAGUAUGGCCUUAUAUGUAAAAAAUAAUAUCAAAACUAUCAUCCAGAUUAGACAGUCAAAAAUGAUCAUUAUUGCCACAAAACCUACUGUUAUACUGUUGUGAUUCAAUCUUCAUGGUAGUUUCUGUGUUCUAUCAGACUACAUAAUGCUAUAUCUGAACUUGAAACAUGUUAAUAACCGCAGGUAUCAUCCCAGACAUCAGUACAUAUAUCACAGAUGUGGAGGUCUCACAGUGAUUUGUUAUUAAAAUUAGGUACAUCCAGAUUAGACCGUCAGAAAUUAUCAUUAUUGACACAAAACCUACUUUCAUACAGCUGUGAUUCAACCUUCAUUGAAGUUUCUGUGGGUUGGAUUAGCAGUGCUAUCAGACUUCAUAAUGCUAUGCCAUAAAGUGUUACAAAUACAUGACCACCUCUUAGAUAAAGUAUGCCAUCAUAUGUAGAGAACAAUAUCAAAACUAUCUCUCUGAAAGAGGAUAAGUCGUUUGCAUCAGUCUGAUCAGGAUAUUAAACACAUUCAAUAAGAAAUUGGAUUCAGAGGUGAUUAGUUUUUAAAUAUAUGUUGAAAGUAGAGGGAGGUUCUGGUCUUUCAAUAAUUGAAUCAUCUAAGAGAUGUCUCUGAUGGCUGAUUAAUUGGUCUACUUCUAUUUGCAAAUGACUGUAUAUUGAUUGCAAUGUCAUUGUUAUCAGGCUAUAGGAAUCCACAAUAAACACAUCUGAAUUAAUCACAUUUAAAUAAGAGAAAUGAUUUGAUUUCCCUCAGCAUGCAAAUGUUUAACAUGUGUGGGUAACAUGGCUGAAUUUUGAUGCAGUUAGAUGAGGCCAAAAAGAGCUAUCAGCCACCCUUAACUUCUCUGUAGAUGUCUUUUUAAACUUCAUCAUGAAAAGAAACGUGUAACACUUGAUGAACAGCAACAGACGCAGAAACUGAGUUAGAGCCAACAUGCACUCUUGAAUGUUCUAAUCACAUUUAAACACACAAAUUAACUGAUAUGUUGAACAGUACAGACCUACUUAUGAUAGCUGUAUAGAACAUUAGGUAAAUUAAACUGGUCUAACAUAUAAUCGAAUAGCAAAGAAUUAGCUGCAUGCUAGGACACAUUGAAAAAUAGUUUUGCAGUAACACAAGCUGAGCCACAUUAGGUCAGACUCAUGUUAAGUGUGUGUGUGUGUGUGCUGUCAUACGCAGUGUACAGACAGUUGACUUAAUGCUUCGGGUAUGAAUGACACUGUGGAUCAGCUCUUUGUGCUCAAACUGGAUCUUAAUCUCAGAUUGUGGCCAAAUUCAGUGUCUUAGCUGGUGUCACUGUCUUGGCAAGGCAUGGUUGGGAUUAAAAGUCCUCAUUAUGCAAUCCUAAUGAAUUGUCUCUCCUGCAGACUAUGAGAAGACAGAGGACUGAGGUCGUGGUGGAACUCAGAAAGGUAGGUUCCACUCUUAACUAUUGACACCCUAGGUUUUUUUUUUUUUUUUGCCAUUCUUAGUGGCAUGCUGGUCUUAAAGCUGCUAAAUGUACAUUUUUAAAAGCUACAUUUUUUUCUGACACUUGAAAUUGCAGUUGGAAUGUACUUGUUGCUAAGUUUUUGUUACCUCCUACAGAACAAAAGAGAUGAGCACCUUCUGAAGAGGAGAAAUGUGCCCCAUGAGGACAUCUGUGAGGACUCUGAUGUGGAUGGAGAUUUCAGAUCGGUACGGUUGUAUUUCCUCUCUCAGAAUGAAACGCUAAUCUCUGUGGAAAUGUCUCCGUGUUCAUCCCUCUUGUGAAGCGGCGUUGGCACAUUUUAUGCCAGUGUUUUUUGGGCUUAACAACUUGACAUGGAACAUACCAAUCAUGAAGCCCACCAUCACAUAAGAGCUGUUCAUGUGAUGACAUUGAAAUGGCCACUCAGCAGUUCAGAAAUUCAAUCACAGUAACAGCCGAUUGGUACUGAGAGGGCUGACUCAAAAUGGGUUGCUUAGCGGUAUAUCAACAAUGACAUGCUGCUCUGACUCACUGCGAGACACUGGUGAGGGCUUUGAGGAACAGUGAGCGCGCAGGUAUUCUUCUCAUGAUAAAUAAACCAAUCAUGGCUGCGGCUGUUUUAAUCAGUUAAGAAUUUCACGUUGAUUUGCCGUCCUGGGAACAUUGCUUUCUUGCCUGUCGUGUGGUCACUGUAGCCUGCUGAGCUUAUUAGAGUUUAUGUGCCGUCUUCUAAUAUCAGAUGUUUACCAAAUCCCUCUCCACCCUCAGUUUUCUGUUGAGUUUCUGUGUCUCUGCCUUUGGUCUCAGUUCUUAUCACCAGCAUGUAUUUCCCUAGACCCAAUUAGACCAUGCCUGUCUGUUAUAUCUUCCCCCGCAGCCAUGGAAUGCCAAAAUGUAAAUAUAAAUCAACUGCAAGGACAUUCAUUUUUGUACGCUGGCUUGUCUGAAUGUUUUUUUUUUUCAAUUUAUUUUCUAGUUUGACUUUUGUUGUAAUUUAUCAGAGAAUGCACCAGAAGCAAGAUGUAGAUGCCAGCUUUUUAGAACAGAAAAUGUAGUAUUCAGUUCUGGAUAUGAAAUGAUGCUUGAGAACCACAACAGAGCUGGCCUACAUUGGGCGUUGAACUCCCCACAGAGGGCGUCAGGUAAGGUUGCCAGUUGGCAAAAAGAUCCUGUUGAAUGCUGGCCUGCACGUCCAGCCCUGCUGACUCUUUGUAACGCCAACUUGGUCCAAGUGAAAAUGCCAGUUACUACAUUGUUCUGAUGGCAGACAUCAACCUCACUUCACCGUGGCCAACCCUGCUUUGGUGUCCUUCCUUCCUGCUUUGUCAUCUCUGAACACAAAAGUAAUAUUAGGAAUGAGCAGGAUGCUAACAAUGUCUGUUCAGCCUUAUUUAGUGCUGCCAGGAUAUGAACCCCUCAGGAAGCAUUUCUUUUGUACUUCAAACUAGGGCUGGGCGAUAAAACGAUAACGAUAUAUAUCGAAAAUUAAUUUCCCUCAGUAUCAAUAUAAAACAUGGUCAAUAUGCUCUUCAAUAGUCGGUAUUCUGCCAUGUUUUGGUAGACUACACGAAUAGCCAAUGAAAGGGGGAGUUGCACUGGGUCUGCUUCACGCUGAACCAAUCAUGUGCUGAAUUAGAACCAAGUAGCUGCUUUCUCUAGCGCAACGUCUUAUGACAAAACAUCGAAGAGACACAAAGACCUCACAGAUGCGGUAGCUUAUCUUAUCUAUUGCAAAAGAAUGCUACCAAUAAGUGCUGUUAAAUUUUAGUUUUGAAAUCAUGAUAUAUAUCGAUAUCGACUGAUGCGAAAAAAAAUAUGUAGUGAUAAAUUUUUCCCAUAUCGCCCAGCCCUACUCCAAACACAGAUUAAACCUGCUACUACACAAUUUGUAUUUUCUGUCAGUGCAAACUUUCACAGGUCAUGAAUGUGACUUUCAACCUUUUGUUUUACAGCAAAACACCUCUCUCGAAGCAAUAGUACAAGUAAGUAUGAUGUGUUUAUUUUUCCUUGUCAUUCAGUACAUGCUGUCAGAAUUUACCUGAAAUGAUUCAACUUAGUUAGACUGUCCUUUUUCAGUUUGAAAGAAGUGUUGUUAGAAAGCAUUCACUCACUUCUCGCUUGGACGUUCUAGCUUACAUGUCUUUUGACUCACAGCAGAUUUGCUUUGUGUUUAUUUUAAUUUUCUUGUAUUUGUUUUGUUGUAGAAUGCCACCAGUGAUAACCAGGGCGUCCAGCUGAGCGCUGUUCAGGCUGCCAGGUAGGAACAAACACACUGAUCAAGCAGCCAGCCAAUUUUGGGCUAUGGUCUUUUAUGACUGUAUAACUAUUUAGUGGCACAUAUUGUUAACUUAUGUGAGCGCAGUUUUUUAGUAUCUGUAGAUGCUUCCCUGCCUGACGACCAUCUGAGAAGUCCGAGUUGUUUCAGUGAUGUGACAGCUGAGGGGAUGAAUACAGCUUUUGGGAAUUUGGAUUUUUAGUAUAACUCAAAUUUGAUGCAUCAACUCAAUCUCUAUGUGGGAAUCUUUGAAAUGAUCAUCAAUUAAUGUAAUUUUAUUCAAAAUAUACUUGAAUACGCACAUGAAAGUUACUAAAAUGUUAAUUUGUAAAUACAUUUUUAGCUUUUUUCACAAUCUGUCUGUCUUCAGUUUACUUUCUUUUCUGCACACACUCCACCUGUUCGCACUGGACUAAACUAAAGAGCCAGUUUCAAAAGAAUACGCUCAUUUUCCGGAAGUGCAGGCUCAUUUGUUUAGGAGAUGCAAUUCAGUGGUUAGCCAAAGUGGAGGUUGAAUACUUUCAGUGUCUAGCAUAAUCUUGCUGAGUUUACCAAGGUAUCUAAUUCCAGCUCUCUAUUUCAAUGGCCCUGUUGAAUGCAGUUUAUAAAAUGUUGUUGUUUUGAACAUCUAAAGAAGUAAAACUGAAAAUGAUAACUGUCUGGUGGACUGAAUUGAUGCUGGCCACCAUAUCACACACAUAUACUCGACCUUGUAUUUGUUACCAGAGACUCUGCUGCUCUUGUCCACCAGCUUAUUGUGUCCAGUUUCCUGCAAAAUCUAGUUUUAAUAAAGACUAAGAGAGAUGUUUCCAGCUCGGUCAGACAGUAGUGAUUUACACUUUGUCAGCACUGUCUUUUUCAUGGGUGCUGUAACUCAUUUUUAGUUGCGGUACACAGGAUAGCUGAAUAACUGAAACCUGUUCACGUAUUAGAGCAUUCCUUCAUCGUUAUUUUCAUCUUUGUUUACCUUUGGCUGAGGUCGAGCCUGCAGCUUUAUCUCAACAAUGCAGUUGUCCUUAAACUGUACCCGGUGUUGUGUAAUGUUGAUGCGGGCUCCUAAGCAUUCACCUGGAAAGUGAUUGACUCGUGCAUGCCGACUGUUCACAUUCUUUGGCCGAUCUGUCUUUGUGUAAAUACUUUCACUUGUUGGCAUCUGUAAGUAAAACUACGAAGGGAUGAACCUGUUGAAAAUGGUCUCCUGUUUUCUUUUUGCUUUUUCAGGAAGCUGUUGUCCAGUGACCGUAACCCUCCCAUAGAUGACCUGAUAAAGUCUGGGAUCCUUCCUAUACUGGUCCUCUGCCUGGAGAGAGAGGACAAGUAAGCACUUUUCAGACUCCUGUCUCUACACAUGAAAAAGCAUGAUUGACUGUGACAUGUAAUCAUUAUGAUAUAAGUAAACCCUGUUCCCCAUGAUGUUAAGUUUAUGUACUCCUCAAAGUAAUGCAAAUGAUCGAGCAAGGUUUAGUCUUGGGAGCCGUGGAGCAGUUAUGUAAAUGUGCUCCAGUUUUCACCCUCCAGGAAUGGCAAAAAAAAACAAAAACAUAAAUGACUCAUCAGCUUGCUUUUAAGCUGCCUCCCCAUCACUCACACUCACUGCUGCUUACAUAUUCCCCUCAUCUCUCCACAGCCCGUCCUUGCAGUUCGAGGCAGCCUGGGCUCUAACCAACAUAGCGUCCGGUACCUCAGAGCAGACCCAAGCCGUGGUCCAGUCCAGUAAGUGUCCCAAUGUGUCAACGCAUAACUUAACUCUCUUUGGUUACUUAGACUUUUUACUCCAUUAUGCUUAACUGAUGUAGAUAUUAGAAAUUUCAACUCUUUGAACUAGUCAACUUGGGGGUUGUUAUUUCAAGGGUACAGAGCAUCCUUAAUCAUGAUGAAAAAUGCAGAUUUAAUGGCAGAGUUGACAUAUUUCUGACCUGGAAUACUUAAAUGAAGCAGAUGUCGUCCAUCUUCAACCUUCUCUUUCCCCUCUUUCUCUUGAGAUUAAUAUUUCUUGGAGUAUUUUUUAUGUCCACAUUAAGAGGCACGGUUUCAGAUGGUCUCCUAAAUUGUCUUGUGAAUUUAUGAAUCUGGCCAUGCCCAAGUGUAAAGUAUGAAUCUUCUCGAGUGACCAUUAAAAAAUGUGAUCAGAAGAUUUAAGAAGUGCAUAAAAGUGGGACUGUAAGACUUUUCCUCGAGCAUUUACCAAACUCGAUGAGACACGUUGUCGUGAAGCUGAAUUAGAGCGAUACAUCAUCAAGUUGUAAGAUACUUGUGUACAAAACUGCUUUGACGUGCGCUCUCAUGAAAUUUUCAGAAACACAUUCAGCCCACCCAGAAAGCUGAGGGAACUUUUCAGAAGGUUUGUGUAUGUUCGACUUCAAAUCAAGAUUAACACCUGUCCUUCUCACCUGUGUAGACGCUGUGCCACUGUUCCUGAGGCUGCUUCAGUCUCCUCACCAGAAUGUGUGCGAACAAGCUGUCUGGGCCCUUGGCAACAUCAUAGGUGAGUCACUGUUGGCACCAGCAGCUCAGAAUUUAAUACAGUCAAUCUCAAGAUCUGGUGUGGUUCAUCGUUGUGUGUGUUUUUAUUCAGGUGACGGCCCUCAGUGCAGAGAUUACGUUAUCAGCUUGGGCGUGGUCAAACCACUGCUCUCCUUCAUCAGUCCUUCCAUCCCCAUCACCUUCCUCCGCAAUGUCACCUGGGUCAUGGUCAACCUGUGCCGCCACAAAGACCCUCCACCACCUAUGGAGACAAUCCAAGAGGUGUGUUUGUGUGUAGAGAGGAGAGCAAGGAUAAGUGAGCAGAGUGUGUAUAUAUAUGUGUCAGCUGUGUUAGGUUAUUGCCUGUAGAGAUGAUUGUGGAUUCUGCAACAGUGAAGUGAAAUGAUAGAGGGGGAGGAUCGCUACUUCCCAGUUUAAGAAAAUGGAAAAAGUUUUGAUCGGAAAGGAUCGAAGUGAGAUCAGCGAGGUUAGGACACACCUGAGAAUCAUCUGUGUGUGAUCGAGAAAAGACACGUCUCAUUGAGAUGAGCACAGUUGAGAAAUUUUGAUGUUAUGUUUUUUAUUUUUUACCUUAAUAGCUAACAGUGGGUACAAAAGGAGGCUUGGUUGAAUAAUGUGCCAUAAGGUUCAGGACAAUGUCACCCAGGCAAGUUAGUGUUAGGGAUGCACUGAAAUAAGAAUUCCCCGCCAAAACCGACAAUGAGGAAACCAAAGAAACACCAAAUUAAAUUAUGUCAGUUAUUAGUACCAUUCCAUUAAUGGCUAUGACUUUGUACUAACCUCUCUAAAAUCAGGGCAUUGCAAUUACAUAAAUUAAUGUUAAAUUAUUAUUAAUUAAUAUUGCAAAUUAAAUUAGUAAUAAUUUAUGCAAUUGCAAUGUGAGUUUUGAGUCAGUGUGUUGGGCAAUUUUUGACUGAAAUUUUCGAUGGACGAAUUUUUAGUGCAUCCCUAUUUAGAAGAAGAAAUAUUUUGAGAUAUGGAUUUAUUUGGUGGAGACGGUUCGUGUUCUGUCUAAGCUUUUGAGGUGGAGAGAAAUUAACAGUUUUGAAUUUAAUUCAGGUGCAACGUGUGUUUCAACAUACAGGGUCAUGCAGCCACUUUGAUUACAUUCACCUUCAUGGAUUAAAUAGAAAUCUUUUUUUAUGUUUUGUUUUCAUUUCACUCAAUAAUUCCAGCUGACUUUCCGCUCCUUUUUCAGAUCCUGCCAGCUCUCUGUGUCUUGAUCCACCACACUGAUGUCAGUGUGAGUAUUCUGGUUCAUUCAGACUAUACAGCAAGCCUGUAUUGCUCAUCUUUAUUAACUAUCAGCAAAGUUAGAAGCAUGCUUUAUUAUUAAAGGAAUAAUGUCUUCAUCCGUUUAUUUUCUCUUUGCUACCUCCAGAUCUUGGUCGACACAGUGUGGGCUCUCUCUUAUCUCACUGACGCCGGGAACGAACAGAUUCAGAUGGUCAUUGACUCUGGCAUUGUCCCUCAUCUUGUACCACUGCUCAGUCACCAGGAAGUUAAAGUUCAGGUAUGCAAAGAUGUCAGACAUGACAUCAACUUUAGCUUUAUGUAAAAAUAUUUUACCGUGUAAUUUAAAGGCUGUGUCGCCCUGAGAUUUCUAACAAUCAGUAGAGGACAGCAGCAGCAGCAUUAUACAGAGAUUAUGAUGCUUUCAACAAAGUAAAAAAAUCUGGCAAGCUCUAUUACCAUGACACAGGAAUGUCAUUCCCCCAGAUUUGUCUGGAGGUGACCCGUGAAUUAUAUAUGUGUACAUCAUUUUGUGAAUGAAGGGGGUUUGUAAACCGCACAGUGGAAUAAGAAAAAUUCCAGGACAUCUGCAAGCUCUUAUGUAAAUGUUUCUUCAUGAUCAUUUGAUCCUGCACUCAGCCUGUUUUAAAGUGGCAGUGGUGAACCAUGUUAGCUGUUUCAAUUGACUAGUAGGCUGUGCAAGUACUUCAAACUUCCAAACUCUUUUAGCAGAGCCUGGGCCAUAUGCAGAUUUUCAGUAGAUAAGCUAUAAGAUCAUUUUUAGUCUUUACCUGAAGUUGUAGUGAUUUCUUUGACCUUCGCUUUAAUUGAAUAUUUAACGGCAUUGAGUGUCCAGUGCCAAUCACAUCCCUGUACCCUGGAGAUACUAUUGUCCUAACGGUUAAACACUCUUUACUCACUCAGACUGCUGCGCUGAGGGCUGUUGGGAACAUUGUGACUGGCACGGAUGAACAGACCCAGGUGGUGCUCAACUGUGAUGCUCUCAGCCACUUCCCUGCACUCCUCACACACCCGAAGGAAAAAAUCAACAAGGUAAUGCACCGCUCGCUCUCCCUCCUACACAAGUACACGCCUCUCCCUCCUGUCACUCUCAGCGUUCCUCUGGAAGUGAUGAAAUCAGAGACUUGGUGCUUGUACGAAUGCGAUGUGUGAGGCUUAGAGGGGUCAGGUACUUAGUUGGAGCCGUUCAACACAUGGAAGAAGAAGAUGAAGAGGAAGAAGAUCGCAUUUGGAGGAGGGGUGGUUGUAGGAAGUGAGGGGAUGAGGGAGAGGGUUGUGUGUGUGUGUUUGUGGUUGAGUGUGAAACCAUGGGUUGGUGGCCAGAGGGUGCUGAAGACCUUGUGUCUCUGCUGAUAAAGGAGUGCAUCUGAGACCAAUCACUUGAAAAGAGGCCCCCUGUUUGUGAUCUGGUUGAUGAUUAGAGCCUCAAAACCACCCUCGCCCCGCCCUCAGCACCCUGUCUCGACCAGAGAUCCACCUUACAGGUUGGAUCUUUGGAUUCUGAUCCAGCUAGUUCGGACCUCAAGAAAAGGCAUCAACAGUAUAAACAGUUCCCCCUCUGUAUACUUGUGUACCUCCACGGCCCCCAGUUUGUUUUCAGGAAUUUCAAAGCAGUUACUAACUUGUACUUGUGCCGUUUGUCCUGCAGGAGGCAGUGUGGUUCCUGUCCAACAUCACAGCAGGCAACCAGCAGCAGGUGCAGGCUGUCAUUGAGGCCAAGCUAGUCCCCAUGAUCAUUCACCUGCUCGACAAGGUGUGUAUCCAUCUCUUUAAAAAACAGUUCGUACAAUUGGAUCAUGUUUGAUUUGUGUUUGAAAGAGCUAAUUGGUUAAAUCUGUUGCACAUUUUUAGGGCGACUUUGGCACUCAGAAGGAAGCAGCCUGGGCCAUCAGCAACCUGACAAUAAGUGGAAGAAAAGAUCAGGUAACAAGAAAAGAAGUUUAGAAUUUUGAAUCUUUUUAAAAUCUGCAUUUUUUCCGAAUUUUAGCUGAAAUAUUGAAAUACAUCUCAUCAUCAAAACCUUAUCCCCCUUCUAAUGUUUCUCGUCUGCUUACCUACAGGUGGCACACCUGAUUGAGAAACAGGUGAUCCCUCCGUUUUGCAACCUGCUGACAGUGAAAGAUGCUCAGGUGGUGCAGGUGGUUCUCGAUGGCCUCAGCAAUAUCCUCAAGAUGGCAGACGAUGAGGCCGAAACGAUUGCUAACCUCAUUGAGGAAUGUGGAGGUAAGCUGUGAAGCACUUUUGUCGUCGUCAAAAGAGGAUCAUGAGUGUUUUCAUUUUGGUUCACCGAGUAUUUUCUGUUAAUUUUUCUGUUAAUUAGGUUUGGAAAAGGUGGAGCAGCUGCAGAACCAUGAAAAUGAAGAUAUCUACAAAUUGGCAUAUGAAAUUAUUGAUCAGUUCUUCUCAUCUGACGAUGUAAGUACCAGGUGGAUGCAGACAAAUACCACAUUCAUGUUCCACGAUACCUGCAGUGCACGUCUAAGGCCCUCUUUUCUCUUGUCAUUCAGAUUGAUGAAGACACCAGCCUGGUCCCGGAGGCCAUCCAGGGCGGGACUUACGGCUUUAACUCCGCCAACGUGCCAGCUGAGGGAUUCCAGUUCUAGACGGCAUCUGGGGUAUUCUGGAGUUUUGUUCACGAUGCAGCACUCUGUUCAACAUAAAAAAAUUAGGAGAGAAAGAGCGAGAGAGAGCGAGAGUGUGAGAAAUUUGAUCCAUUGUGCUUGGCUCGUGGGAUCCAUGGCUGCAUCUUAUCUGAGAGAAAAAUGUGUGGAUUUCAUUUGGCAUUCCAGGGGAAACCAGCCCAAAUGAAGUUUUAGAUGGCGAGUGGGUGCGAGUGAGAAUGAGUGGCUACAUGUUGCAAAAAAGCAAAACAUCUACAUCGAAUGCGUUGAGAGACAUGCCGACAUAACUUGUGUGUUAUCGGAGCUGUCGCCUACGGAAAACUACUUCAAAUGACAACAAAAAACUCGAUGUCUGCCCGGGGAGAACCAAGGACAUCCAAAAAUAAACCAAGACAUCUUGAAAUAUUACAAUACAACAAAAUGCAGCAAUGAAAAUAACUCUAAUUAUGAACUGAGAUGAACCACAAACCAUCACAAUUCUGCGGUCCUCCGACUACAGAGGGCGCCACCCUCAAUGUGCCCCUCCCCUAAUCGACCACGCUAUCAGACAUGAGUGUGAAUGGACCCAUUGUGUAUGAAUGUCUGGACUCAGUGCUGAGGAGCCAGGUUCAUCUCCUCCAACGAGACGCCCCUGACUGGGCACCAUCCUCUCUCCCCCUGGUGGGCGGAGCCAGGAGUCCGGCUGCGCGUGUCGCAUAUGUACGAGAGAAUGGACGGAUGAGUUGAGUGUGCUUGGCUGCGUGCGUGACUGGGAGUAUGCAAGGCUGGGUGAGAACGCAUGCAAGAGACAGGAAAAAAAAAAAUUAACAAAUAUGACAUCUGAAGAGAAACAAAAUUAAGAAACGCAACACUUUGAGGUUAGCAAAGGUUUCAGGAAAGAAAUUCUGCCUUUGAAAGAGAGAGGCUGAUCCUCAAAUCCCUGAAAGGAAGAACUUUGGAUAUGAAAAAAAUCAUCGUCAUCACAAGGAUAAUAUUUUUGUUUUGAAUUAAUGUUAAGUUAGUAUUAAUUGACACUGGACAAUGCUAUGGCAGGUAUGGAGCAGAAGUGCAUUAUAUUAAGUAAGAUGCAUUUGGUGGCUUUUGGUCUUUUCUUUUUGCCUCCAGUGUGUUCCUUUUCAUGAUACUUUUUAUUUUCAGCUUUUAGUUUCAUUGCUUCUGUAAAGGUGAUUGAUGACGAUCAUAUUCCACCCUCAUGCCAGAACCCUAACCUAAGCAGCGGGCAUGGGCUUGAUGCUGUGAAAUAUUGACACCAUCACUAUUAUCAACCAAAUGACCAGUUCCUCCUUGUGACACUUCAUUAAUUUUCCUUGUAUUUACAGCAAAAUCACUGCUUUGCAGUAUUGUUGCCAUAAGGGAGAAGAGAACAAUGGCCAUUUCACGUAGGAUUGUGAAUCAUAACCUUUGCAUGUACUAAACUAUAGCACAGUUAUUUUUAGGGUAUUUUAGUUUCCUUAGGCUGUGGAUACAGUGUUAAUUUCAUUUUAAGUAAAACUGUGCUUAAAUGUUACAUGUUUCCCCUUCCCUUACCCCUCACUAGUGUCCGACUUGCUAAAUAAUCUAUGGUUUUGCACAUGUUCUGCAAAGUGAGGCCUGAAGUCUUUCUGAAGGUGUUGGUCGGUUUCAUAGGUUUCGACCAGCCAACAACCUCUACAAUAUGCAUCACUCAAACCACAAUCUUUGUUGUCUUUCUAGAGUUCAAUGAUGCUUUUAGUGAUACUUGAGAAAAUAAUGACUUCAUUUCGGGAGCAGCAGGAAUGAAUCUGCUAAUAUAUCUCAGCUAGACUAAGAAGGGACUCAACCUCCCUGUUUUUCGAGGUCAGAGGGUGUCCCACGUGUCAGGCUUAAGUCGUCCUAAGUGGGAUAGCCUGAAUAAUAAAUAAACCCAUGAACAAGUUUGCUGUACCUUUAGUACCUUGCAGAGUCCUUAGCCCCACACUCCUCUUUCCUCUUCUACCAGCUAGGUGUACAAACUGACCCUUGCUUACCCUUACUCAUUUUUUUGUGUUAACUUCAAACACUGUAGUAAAUGAUUACACAUUGUGCUCAUACACCUUCUGUUGAAUAUAGGGGUAUUUUUUGCAGCAUUCCUUGUUAGCAAACAUGUGGUUUCAAAUCUAAAAUCAUGACAUGGACGGAAAAAAAAGUUGGUUUGCCCAAAAUCCUUUUUUUGGGGGGGAUAGGCUAUACAGGUUAGGUUGUCUUCAACAAAAUAAAUAGUGAAACCCAAACUGA